UCAUGCUGCUGCCAGGUCCACAGUGUCUCAUGGGUCCCUGUACGGCCUCCCAUUGCUGCUGUCUCCAUCGCCACACUCUGCCAUGUGCCACUUUCAGGUCUCCUCACACUGCUGCUGGGUUCCAUUUUGUCAUAGGGUGCUGGCAGAUUACGGGCCUCCCAUUGCUGCUGCCAGGCCCCUAAUCUGCCAUGGGCCCCUGUACCGCCCUCCUCAUGCUGCUGCCAGGUCCACAGUGUCUCAUGGGUCCCUGUACGGCCUCCCAUUGCUGCUGUCUCCAUCGCCACACUCUGCCAUGUGCCACUUUCAGGUCUCCUCACACUGCUGCUGGGUUCCAUUUUGU
Messenger RNA from Staurois parvus, 340 nucleotides. Lineage: Eukaryota; Metazoa; Chordata; Amphibia; Anura; Ranidae. The record is from the annotation of a GenBank genome assembly.